Messenger RNA from Melozone crissalis (California towhee), 989 nucleotides. It is a transcript of the gene REXO2, whose product is annotated as RNA exonuclease 2. The record is from RefSeq and is a predicted model, not a curated record. Lineage: Eukaryota; Metazoa; Chordata; Aves; Passeriformes; Passerellidae. Bases 1 to 699 code for a protein of 232 amino acids. Gene Ontology annotation, molecular function: 3'-5'-RNA exonuclease activity; nucleic acid binding. The transcript has 7 exons. Gene Ontology annotation, cellular component: mitochondrion.
AUGCUGGGCGGCGGCCGCGCCGGCCUGGGCCGCCUGCGGAUCUGCGCCGGGCGGUUGUGGCGGGGCCGGCGGAGGGCGGCGGCCAUGGCCGGCGGCGACAUGGGGCAGCGCAUGGUCUGGGUGGACCUGGAGAUGACGGGCCUGGACGUGGAGAAGGACCAGAUCCUGGAGAUGGCGUGUCUGAUCACCGACUGCGACCUCAACGUGCUGGCCGAGGGCCCCAACCUGAUCAUCAACCAGCCCGACGAGCUGCUGGAGAGCAUGUCCGAGUGGUGCAAGGAGCAUCACGGGAAGUCUGGCCUUACCAAGGCGGUGAAGGAGAGUAAAAUCUCGCUGCAGCAGGCGGAGUACGAGUUCCUGUCCUUCGUGCGGCAGCAGACACCCCCGGGGCUCUGUCCUCUCGCAGGUAACUCUGUUCAUGCAGAUAAGAAAUUCCUUGACAAAUACAUGCCACAGUUCAUGAGGCACCUUCAUUACAGGAUCAUUGAUGUGAGCACUGUCAAGGAGCUUUGCAGGCGCUGGUAUCCAGAGGAAUACGAGUUUGCACCAAAGAAGGCGGCUUCUCACAGAGCACUUGAUGACAUCAGGGAAAGCAUCAAAGAACUCCAGUUCUACAGAGACCACAUCUUCAAGAGGAAAACGGAUGAGAAAAAAAGGAAACUGAUUGAGAACGGGGAAAGCGACAAAGCUGCCAGCUGAUUUCCCCUCCCGCCACAGCAGCCCCUAGCACACACUAGAUGCGUCUCCCGGUUUUCUUUUGUUUGCCGGUCUCUUGGGAAGCUGCCCCCUGGGUUACCUUGUUUCUUACCAGCUGUUCAGUGCAGACAGAAGCCUGAGUUGCUGCUGCUUUUCAGUUUGAGCGGGGAAUGGGCACGCUGGGCCUCGGCGGCGCCGGGCUCGGCUGUCCAGGUAAAACACGCUGUUUGAUACUCCUUGCACCUGCUUUUGGGUGCAGUCUUUCACGGCUCAAUAAAACAGGUCAGUUGAAA